AUGUCGCAAGCGGAGGGCGUGAAGGUCAAGGAUGAUGAAAAGCUUUUGAGAAAGUCGUUGAAGAGAAAAGAGAAGCAAAAGCUCCGUUCCGAGACAGAGUGGAAGGACAGAAAGCAGCUGGUGAAGGACACGAUUGCCGCCAGAGCCAAGAAGAGAGAAGCCAACUUGAAGGCCAGAAAGGACAACAAGGGCAAGAAGGGUAAGAACCAGCCCCGGUUGAGGAAAUUUUCUGGAGUGAUCAAGAAGGGUGGAAAGCCCAAGGACGGCAAAAAGCGUCCUGGGUUCGAGGGCAGUGCCAAGUCCAAGGGCAAGAAAUAA
This is a messenger RNA of Candidozyma duobushaemuli, 318 nucleotides long. RefSeq lists its product as uncharacterized. Gene Ontology annotation, biological process: ribosomal small subunit biogenesis; ribosomal large subunit biogenesis. Gene Ontology annotation, molecular function: DNA binding; RNA binding. Lineage: Eukaryota; Fungi; Ascomycota; Pichiomycetes; Serinales; Metschnikowiaceae. Gene Ontology annotation, cellular component: nucleolus. The transcript has a single exon. The coding region runs from base 1 to 318 and encodes 105 amino acids. The record is from RefSeq and is a predicted model, not a curated record.